UAAAGGCAGGCAUACAUAAGCGAUUGAGCACGUACGUCUUCGAUUGGACGGCGAUUGCAAAAUCGGGCUGGAGCAAAGCGCAGUGAAGAAGCGUUGCUCGCUGGCAAACAGUGGUUGGAGAGCCAUUGUUAUGUAUGUACGUUUAAAUGCCUUUUCAACGCAUGCAAUAGGCGUGUGCAGUGCGCUCAACCACCCAACGUCCAGCAGUUGCACAUCCGCUUUAUAAAUACACCAUCUGCGUAGGAAGUCCAUUUUAUUGUUAAACGAAAGGCAGACGCGUACGCGUCGUGGUUUAGAGUGCGUACGUUACUUCACAACAGACGUGAGGCUUGUGGAAUAAACUUCAACUAAACGCUACUAUAAGUGUUAUAUAAUAACGAGAAAUUGUGUUAAGCAACGAUGAAAGUGAAUUUAUUAAUAGCCUUCACGCUAUUGGCAGUUAUUGCUGCUAGCAACGCCGAGAAAGUUCGUCCUCUUGGUAGAUACGGUCAGAAGCGUGCUGUGGAAAGUGAACAGAAAAAGGAUAUACAGUUAGUAGCGGAGAAAGCUGAGGACGCGCCAAUUGAAGAGAAAUCAGACAAACAGUCAGAGUCCUCAACCCCGUCUUCAGCGCCAGCUGUGCUGCAGCGCAAGGAAGAUGUUGGCAAGGAUGUGCACAAACGUGGCAUCUACUACAAUGGCGGCCUAGGCUAUGGUGUACAUGCUGCCCAAGCCGCAUACUGGCCUAAAUCCUAUGCCGCACAUUAUGGAUAUAGUUUGAACUUGCCAGGCGCCUCUGCCUUUUCUAAUGUAGCCGCACACGCGCACGCUCACGCUCAUACACCCGUAUACGCGACUGCCCCAGCUUUCGCUCAAGCACCUGCUUACGCCCACGGACCCGUCUACGCCGCACAUGCCCACGCGCCCACAAUAUUGAAGUAUCCAAGCGCUGGUGGCUAUCAUAUUAAACAGUUUGCCGCUGGUCCCGCCGCGUUUCCUGUCGCCUCAUAUGCUGGUUCUAACAUUGGAUUAGGUAACACCGCUAUUGGUUUUGGUACUGCGGCUGCUGUACCUGCUGUUGCGCCUCCAGCUGUGCAGACAUUACCGCAUUUGCAUGUGACUCCGUUUGCGCCCGCUGCCGCACCCGCCGUGGCACCUGUAGCGCCCGCCGUCGCGACUGCUGCUCCUGUUUCGCCAUUCGUUUUGCGUCCUGGUGGCGCUGUCGUUUCUUCCUACAGCGUAAACUAUCCUCGUUUCCCUCAAAAACCAGUGGUAGCUGUGCCGAAUCUUACCCCCGUUCAACCGCUGGCUCAUGUGCACCCAGUGCAACUGGUACAACCUUUACAACCGGUACAGCCUUUGCAACCAUUGCAGCCGUUACAACCGGUACAGCCGUUGCAACCGGUCCAACCGUUGCAACCGGUCCAACCGUUGCAACCAGUGCAGCCGUUACAACCAGUACAACCGCUUCAACCAGUGCCGGCUUUAGCGCCAGUACAUCCGGUUCAAACGGUCCAUUCUGUUGUGCAAGUACAACACACGACUCAUCCUUUAACAUCUGUACAGCCGCUACAUCAGUAUCCUCAUUAUUUCCAGACGAGCUUCGUUCAGCCACAACGUAUCCCUGUCACUGUGCCUGCCGCGCCUGUGCCUGCAAUACCAGCCAUUCCUGCCGUACCGGUUUCACCGAGUUUCCCUGCCGUGCCCAGUUUUCCUCCAGCGCCUGCUUUGCCUGCAGUUCCCACAUUCCCCUCAGCACCAGCUUUUCCUAGCAUACCCGCAGUGCCUGCAGUUCCCACCACGCCAGCUGUGCCAACCACGCCCACAGUGGGCAUACCAACGGUACGUCCCACGGCUUUGAACCCUAACCCUGUUUUUCCUAUCGGUGUUCAACCACCCCGUCGCCCCGAGCAAUCACCCACCUUCGUAAGUAUACCAGUGCAACCGGAGGCGCAGUUUCCCCCACUUGUACCGUUGCCCGGUUCACAAAGACCGGAGGGUGGUAGCGCCGAGGCAGCACCGCAAAUCCCCAGCAUUCAGCCAAUUGCCGCACCACAGCCGGAGCCCGAAUUGCCCGCUGUACAAGGAGCCGAGGAGCCCUGGAAACCAAUACUUUCCUACGGACCACCCAGUGUUAACCGACCAGCGUUAACUCUAUUGCCGCCCUAUGGCAGCUCGCCGGGAGAGGCUUACUUGCCACCAGUCGCUUCGGCGCAACAACAGCAAUAUCAGCAGCAGCAACAGCAGGCUGGACUUUUCGAUAACCUGUCGGAUUCGGAAAUCGAACAAAUAUUCGCACAGGCUGCCAAUUUAGCAGCGAAACAUGCGCCGCAACAUCAACACCACCGCACUUUCUCUCACUAUUAGGUGAAGGAAGGUAGCAAACUUUAGCUUUUAAUCUAGAUAAGUGUUAGUGUGUGAAUUCUACUCAAGUAUUGCAAAAGUUUGGAGCGGAGAUUUCGAAUACGAAGAGUUUCUUAUAAUCUUCGGAGUAGUUAGGAGGAGAUCCAUGAGGCUUCGUGCGAAGCGUCAGCUUUUAAUUUAAGUUCUUACUUAAGUUAUUCAAUUAUUUAUUUACAGAAAUAAAAUUGUAAGUGGAAAUUAUA
Messenger RNA from Bactrocera dorsalis (oriental fruit fly), 2585 nucleotides. RefSeq names its product calphotin. Bases 400 to 2346 code for a protein of 648 amino acids. NCBI's taxonomy places the organism in Eukaryota, Metazoa, Arthropoda, Insecta, Diptera, Tephritidae. The transcript has 2 exons. The record is from RefSeq and is a predicted model, not a curated record.